CUCCGAGUCCUAAGGCUUCACCCUGGAGGUUUCGACGAUCCUAUCUCGUGUGAGCUACAUGUGACACGGUUGCGACGAGGCCUUUCCUACGAAGCAAUAUCCUACGUUUGGGGGGACCCUAAGGACACCGCUGCGAUCCAAUGCGAGGGCCGGCCCAUGCACAUCACUGUCAACCUACGGGACGCUUUACGAAGAUUUCGAGAUAGAAAAGACGUCAGAACUCUGUGGGCAGAUGCUAUAUGCAUUAAC
Molecule: messenger RNA, 249 nt
Organism: Mytilinidion resinicola
Lineage: Eukaryota; Fungi; Ascomycota; Dothideomycetes; Mytilinidiales; Mytilinidiaceae
Exons: 1
Source: RefSeq, a predicted model, not a curated record